AUGAAAACUCUAGCAGCCCUUAAGAUUUUGGCCACACAUCUCUGAUCACUCGUUGAUCUAUCAUCCUUCAUCGACCAACCAGUCUCCAAAGUUAGUGAGUGAGAGAGUAGCAGCUAGCAAUGGAGAUUUCUGCCCUAGCUUCUUCUGCUACUCCAAGACCUUCUCUUACAACUCCUUCCACUUCUCCACACACUGUAGUCACCACCACCUUCAGCAAACCUCAACUGAGACGCUCCCACGUAGCAGUAUCACUUCCUACCUCAACCACCAUUUCACUGCUCGCUCUCUUCGCCCCUCCAAGCGAAGCCAAAGCCGCUGUCAGCAUCGCCAAAGACCAGAUUGUCUCAUCUCUCACCCAAGUGGAGAAAACGCUGGAUCAGGUUCAGGAAGUGGGUUCGGGUGUGCUGGACACGGCACAGCGUAUUGCUGAAGUGAUAGGGAACGCUUUGAAGCCUGGCAUCGAAACGGCGUUGCCAAUAGUUCAGCAGGCCGGAGAAGAAGCUUUGAAAAUUGCUUCCCCUGCCAUCUCCGAAGCUUCCAAGAAGGCCCAAGAAGCGCUCCAAAGCUCCGGUGUUGAUACUGAACCUGUUAUCUCUGCUGCUAAGACAGUGGCAGAUGCUGCACAACAAACAACCAAGGUGAUUGAAGUUGCCAAGCCAAUAGCUUCCUCAACCGUCAAAACCAUAUCUUCUUCAGACCCUACUGUGAUUGCUGGAACAGCAGGAGCACUAUUUGUUGCUUACCUCCUAAUUCCUCCUAUCUGGUCUGUCAUCUCGUCUAAUCUUCGUGGUUACAAAGGAGACCUAACUCCUGCUCAAGCCCUUGAUUUGAUAUCCACACAAAACUACGUUUUGAUUGAUAUUAGGUCAGAGAAAGAUAAGGACAAGGCUGGUAUCCCUCGCCUUCCCUCUAAUGCUAAAAACAGGAUGGUUGCCAUUCCUUUGGAAGAACUGCCAAGCAAGCUCAGAGGGCAGGUCAAGAAUGUGAAGAAAUUGGAAGCUGAAAUAGUCGCUUUGAAGAUUUCAUAUCUCAAGAAAAUCAACAAAGGCACCAAUGUUGUGAUCUUGGAUUCGUACUCGGACGUAGCAAAAACAGUUGGAAGAACACUAACCAGCCUUGGUUUUAAGAACACAUGGAUUGUUGCUGAUGGAUUCUCUGGGAACAAAGGGUGGUUGCAGAGUAGACUAGGAACAGAUUCGUAUAACUUCUCGUUCGCAGAGGUGCUGUCACCGUCAAGGGUCAUCCCUGCGGCUGUGAGAAGUUUUGGCACAACCAGCCAAUCUAGCACGAAGCUUCUUCCUGGGGCUGAAUAACUUUUUUCUUCACUAAACUCUUGUGCAAAUAGAAAUUCACUCUUGUGCAUGCUCGAGUCAUCGAAUAUAUUUAUUUGAUUAUUUCAUCAAUGUCUAAAUGUUUAUUUCCAACCUUUUACCUUUGUGGGUGUUUCGAGUGGCUGCGGCUACAUGCUCUUCCCUAAGUUGCAACGACCGAGGAGAAUGCCAAAAGGUUGUAGUUGUUAUAUAUACUUGUAUUGGAUGCUUUGGCCGAGGAUGUUUAGGCGUCUGUUUGGUUUAAUGUUGGAAGACUUAAAUGAUCAUUGAAUAAAAAAUUCUAAAUUCUUACUUC
Glycine soja is the source of this 1626-nucleotide messenger RNA. Its product is annotated as calcium sensing receptor, chloroplastic-like. The coding region runs from base 120 to 1313 and encodes 397 amino acids. The record is from RefSeq and is a predicted model, not a curated record. Gene Ontology annotation, biological process: de-etiolation; regulation of stomatal closure; cellular response to calcium ion. The transcript is spliced from 6 exons. NCBI's taxonomy places the organism in Eukaryota, Viridiplantae, Streptophyta, Magnoliopsida, Fabales, Fabaceae.